UUCCGCAUGACGUAGAUGAACAGUCAGCAUUCUUUCUUCGCUGUAGCCGGUAGCCAUCACCGUCUGAAUCGUCGUGUUGCAACAACAUUGCCAAACCUUUUAGGUCGCUCUUUCCUUCCCACUCCCGGAACAUUAUUCUUUUCAGAUAUACUUUGUCAAGCCGCCAAAGUGGAGAGUGUCGUUGCACAAGGGGGUCCUUCUCGUUUCAGUGUAGGGGGAGGAGGUGGGGGUGCACCUCAGCACUAUCCCAAGACUGUCGGCAACAGCGAGUUCCUGGGGAAAACCCCAGGUUCUAGCGUUCAGAGAUGGGUACCUUCUCGAAGCACUAGACGAGAUGCCAACUCCUCCAACGAGAAAGGGCAAAAUGAUGCAAUCUUCAGGAAAGUGAGAGGCAUACUUAAUAAGCUGACUCCUGAGAAGUUUGACAAACUAUGCCUGGAGCUCCUCAAUGUGGGUGUAGAGUCCAAACUUGUCUUAAAAGGAACCAUCUUGUUGAUUGUUGACAAAGCCCUCGAAGAGCCAAAGUAUAGCCAGUUAUACGCUCAACUAUGUCGCCGCUUGGCAGAGGAUGCACCGAACUUUGAAGACCCAGCAGAAAUUCAAGCAACACAAAAGCAGAAUACUACCUUCAGAAGGCUUCUGAUUUCCAAGCUUCAAGAUGAGUUUGAGAACCGCGCCAGCAAUGUUGAAAUCUUUGACAAAGAUGACACCCCUCUCACCUCUGAGGAGGAGGAGCAGCGUGGUAUUGCAAAGCUCAAGAUGCUGGGCAACAUCAAAUUCAUCGGGGAACUUGGCAAACUCAACCUCAUCCAUGAAUCUAUCCUUCAUAAGUGCAUCAAAACACUUUUGGAAAAGAAGAAGAGAGUCCAACUUAAGGAUAUGGGUGAAGAUUUGGAAUGCCUCUGUCAGAUAAUGAGAACAGUGGGACCUAAACUUGAUCAUGAAAAGGCUAGGUCUCUGAUGGAUCAGUAUUUCAGUCGCAUGCGGUCCUUAACAAACAACAAGGAACUGCCAUCUAGGAUCCGUUUCCUGCUGCAGAACACAGUGGAGCAGCGAGACAACAACUGGGCCGCUCGCAAGGCGUAUACUGACAACGGCCCAAAGACGAUCAAUCAAGUUCGUCAGGAUGCAGUAAAGGAUUUGGGUGUUUUCAUUCCACCUUCGAGCGAUGGAAUGAGGAAUGAAUUCUUCAUGGAAAACUCCUCCUUCCUGCCAACAAGGAUCAAGUUUGACCGGGAAACUCUUGGUGGGCUGGCUGAUAUGUUUGGACAAAUGCCUGGAAGUGGCAUUGGUACAGGUCCAGGAGUCAUACAGGAUCACUAUUCCCCUACCAUGGGACGUCAUCGCACAAACCCGCUUUACAAUGGCCACAUUGGAAACGGCAACGGUUCACACCAGCCUCAGUUUGAAGCGGGAAGCAAACCGUAUAUAAAACCAAACCAGGGGCAGAGUUCACCAGUUUUUAACCACAAACAGAUUCACCCAGUGCAGAUGCAGUCUAAGGAUAUGGCUCCACGAUUUGGCAAGAAGGGGAAGGUCAAUGCUGAUGAGAUCAGCCUGAGGCCAGCACAGUCCUUCAUCUUGAGUAAAAAACAAAUCCCAAAGCUGCAACCACAGAUGACCAUGUAUCCUUCAAGUGCUCAAAGUGCCCCGCUCGGACAGGCUCCACAACUUGGCCUGAAAAUCAAUCCUCCUCCAAUUCAGGAAAAACCUGCAAAGUCCACCAAAAAAGCUCCUCCUACAAAGGAAGAGUUGCGCAAAAUGACCGAAACCUUGGUGGCAGAUUACCUGAACAGCAAGAACGUAGAUGAGGCGGUGAAUGCUGUGAGGGAGAUGAAAGCUCCAAAGCACUUUUUGUCCGAGAUGCUCAACAAGAUCGUGGUCCUUUCACUUGACCGUUCGGAUGAGGAUAAGGAACAUGCAAGCACCCUGGUCCAUGCUCUUUGCACCGAGGGCCUUGCCACUGGUGAAAAUCUAAUGCAGGCCUUUUUGAGUGUUCUGGACCAGUGUCCCAAGAUUGAGGAAGAAGUACCGCUGGUGAAGUCCUACCUGGCACAGUUUGCAGCACGUGCCAUCAUCACCGACCUGGUCAGCAUCGCAGAUUUGGCCCAUCAGCUGGAGAACGGUGCACAUUUCCCACUGUUCUUGCUCUGCCUGCAGCAGAUGGUCAAACUGAAGGACCGUGAGUGGCUGGCCGACCUGUUCCAGCAGAGCAAGGUCAACAUGCAGAAGAUGCUGCCUGAAAUUGACCAGAACAAGGACAGGAUGCUGGAGAUUCUGGAUGGCAAAGGUCUAAGCUUUUUGUUCCCACUGAUGAAACUGGAGAAGGAGCUGCUGAAGCAGAUCAAAGUAGAUCCCUCUCCACAGUCGAUCUACAAGUGGAUCAAAGACAACAUCUCUCCUAAACUCCACACUGACAAAGGCUUCGUCAACAUCCUCAUGACCAGCUUCCUGCAGUACAUUGCUUACGAGAUCAACCCUGAUGACGACGAAGAGCAGCUUUCAGCACCCAGUAAGGAGCAGCUGGAUGAGGAGAAGCAGCAGCUGUUGUCUUUCAAGCCAGUGAUGCAGAAGUUCCUACACGAUCACGUUGACCUGCAGGUCGGCGCACUGUAUGCCCUGCAGGUUCACUGCAAUACCAAGGGUUUCCCCAAAGGUAUGUUGCUGCGCUACUUUGUGAACUUUUAUGACAUGGAAAUAAUCGAAGAAGAAGCCUUCCUUUCAUGGAAAGAAGAUGUCACCCAAGAAUAUCCAGGGAAGGGAAAAGCAUUAUUUCAGGUGAACCAGUGGCUGACCUGGCUGGAGACUGCAGAAGAAGAGGAAUCUGAGGAUGAGGAGUACUGAGGAACAGGCCAAAGCCAUGUGUUAUCAGGAUGCAAUGAAUACUUUUUUACUUGUCGCCUCCUCCCCCCCCCCCCCCCCC
Messenger RNA from Perca flavescens (yellow perch), 2923 nucleotides. RefSeq names its product eukaryotic translation initiation factor 4, gamma 2a (gene eif4g2a). The transcript has 21 exons. The record is from RefSeq and is a predicted model, not a curated record. NCBI's taxonomy places the organism in Eukaryota, Metazoa, Chordata, Actinopteri, Perciformes, Percidae. Gene Ontology annotation, cellular component: eukaryotic translation initiation factor 4F complex. Gene Ontology annotation, molecular function: translation initiation factor activity; protein binding; mRNA binding. The coding region runs from base 16 to 2844 and encodes 942 amino acids.